Molecule: messenger RNA, 731 nt
Organism: Nicotiana tabacum (common tobacco)
Lineage: Eukaryota; Viridiplantae; Streptophyta; Magnoliopsida; Solanales; Solanaceae
Source: RefSeq, a predicted model, not a curated record
CAAAACUCUAUAAAUAUAGCUCAGCUAAGAUUACAUUCUCACCAAGCAAAAACUCAAAACUUCACAUCUUUAGGAGUAGCAUCAAUAUUCAAGAUGGUUCUCCAAACUCAACUUGGGUUGAACAAGCACCAAUCCUACGCUCACGAGCAAAACUGCUAUUCCGACAGUAGCCAUGGCAGCUCUAUGCAACUGACAAGGCCUUCGGGCUAUUCCACCAUGCCAUAUGGUCAGUCCACUCACAAUCACAUGAUGAUGGGUCAUGGUGGCCAACACCAUGGCGGACACUAUGGCGGUCAUGGCCAUGGCCAUGGACAUGGCGGACAUUAUGGUAGUCAGGGGCCGCAUAUGCCCCAUGACUCCACCAACUUUUCAAGCAACACCAGUAUGGUCCAUAGUGAUGGUGGCUAUGGCAGUGGAAUGCAACAAUCUGCCCAUAUGUCCUCAGCCACGGGCAUGGGGUCACCGAAUUAUCACGGUCAUGGUUAUGGUGGCAGCCACCCUAGUCAGUACAGCCAGAGCCAGAAGUUCAACUGGGCUCUUAAGGAUUUGGAGGAAUAAAUUUACAACAAAUUUGAUGCUAUCAUGUAUGUGUGUGUUUUGGUAGUGGAUUUGGCUAUUUAUAUAGCGCAAAGAACUACUACCUAAAUAAGUAAUGUACUAAACAAUCUGCUGCUUUGCUUGAUUAUCAUUACUAAAAUGAUGAAUAAUUAUAAGUAUGUUUAUAACUGAAA